AUCAUCCCGGUUUUGAGGGAGGUGUCCCAGGAUUUCAGUAUGCCUUCCCAGACCACCAAAUGCCAGUGUACCGCUAUAAUGUGGGGUGUGAAUAAAAUAUAAUGUCAUCUCCCUACCAACAUGGGGCGCACCAGUAUAGUCCGACUACGCCAAUUCCAAAUUCGAGGUGGAAGAUCCACAAAAGAUAUGAUUCCAGAAUUUCCCACACUUUUAUAGGAUACAGGGUUUCUGUGCUUCUAUUUCUCAGAAUCCAUCAGGCAGGAGACCAGCAUAAAAGUUAAAGUAUUUUAUUUAGAAACCAAUGCAAAACACAAGCCAAAGUACAUAUUUACAUACGGUAAUACACUUAUUUUCAGAAGACUCAUAGCCACUGUUCAGGUAAAAUAAAGUCAUACCGAUUCUAAAAUAGCAGAGUGCAUUCAAACAGGGCUUAAAGGGCAGAUCCAUGGUUCCCUCCUAUAACAAAUGUUCAGGUGUGCUUUUAAUUAAAGACACAACAGAUUCACCCCUGUGCAAAAUCAUACAUGUAAAAUGGGACAAUAUAGCACAAAUCUAAAACAACUCCCAUUUAAAAUAACACAGAAUGGCAGCGGAGAAUUUACAAUAAAAACACACAACACAAGGAAACGUCAGCAUGAAGAUAUUUGAAAUCAGCGUUGGUAUAGUACCAAUCAUCUAAUUUUUGACCGUGCCGUAAUUAUGCCGACAAGAUUAGAUAUACCUCCAAAACACAGAACGCACAACAGCGUUGCAUACAAUCACAGUAUACAAGCAGCCGUGUGUGUGCGUGUGUGUUCCCUUGUGCUGAACUGUGAUCCUUUCUGCUCACCGUGGGUCAGGCGACGUGAGUUUAUGUGGGCGUCACUUGUAUCUGAAACAAGGAGAGAAGAGAAACACAACAAGGGACAGCUGUCAUGCAUUUGGAUUCCCAUUAACAAUUUAGAAACGGCGAGGGAGGGACGCAGCUUCAUCAGUGAUAACUAAGGGUCGGUUCAGCGUUGCCACACUGUUCCAUUCAAGACAGAUGGAAGAGACGACUCAGGAUCUACAGCCAGGAAGCACAACAAACAACGGGUUUCUGUUUGAGGAAAUUAAUCCACAUUCUGCCAGUUCCAGCUAAAAUGAAUCUAGCCCAUAAAUGACACAAACUGUAAUAGAUUUCUGUGUAAUCUGUAAUGGAUUCCUGGUUCAAACCAAGGAUGAUCCUGAUUGCUCAUAUUGUACUCCUUAGCGCCGCCCUAGUGGGCGCCUCCAAAAUCUGCCCCAACCUAUGCCUCUGCUACGACUAUUCUGACCUGGUGGAUUGCCGGGGGCACGGCUUCACCCAUGUGCCCAGAAACUUGCCCCAUGGCACCUGGCUGCUGGACUUGGGCGGCAACAACCUUUCGAAGCUGCAGAGCCACUCGUUUGCAGGUCUAUGGUCUCUGAGAAUCCUAGUGCUGUCCGAUAGCCAAAUCCGAAUGCUGGAGCCCCAUGCCUUCUCCUCGCUUGGCUUCCUAGAAAAGCUGGACCUGAGCCACAACAGUCUUCACCGCCUUUCCCCGGGUUUCUCCGAAAGCCUGUCUUCUCUCCGGGAGCUACGCCUGGGUGACAACAACCUAGAGAGUCUGGGCUUCCAGAGCCUGGAAAAGCUGGAGAACUUGGAGAAGCUGGAUCUGAGCAACAAUCGCAUCCAUGUUGUGGAGCCUGGGACUUUCCGGACCUUGUCCCGCCUGCGCCACCUCAACCUCCAAGGGAACCAGCUGGAAAUCCUCCAGGACAGGACUCUGGCCAUGCUCCAAAGUCUGGAGGUCCUCCUUCUUGGUCAGAACAACAUCUCCACCAUUGAGACGGAUGCCUUCACCUCUCUGCACAGCCUCUCCCUGCUGGGUUUGGAGGAAAACCAGUUAAUCCAUCUCAAGUUCAAGACCUACCUGAGCCUCCACACCCUGGGCACCCACCUCCAGCUGGCUGGCAACCCAUGGGUUUGCAACUGUGACCUCCACAGAGUCUUCAGUAAGAUCUCGAGUGUCCGUCGCCUCCAUGUGGACGACUAUAAGAACAUCACCUGCGCCUGGCCCUCGCAGCUGGCUGGACAUCCACUGGCCUGGGUGGACACUCAGCUCUGUGUGGCUGAGACUGCCACUGUACUGGUCAUCACCGGCACUGUGCUGGUGACCGUGAUCGGUGCCAUUGUCAUGGCCGAAAGGAACCGCAAGAAAAACCACAGCAAGAGCUGGAACGAGGAGGAGGGAUCCGGUGAACAGCAAGAGAAAUAAUGGAUUCCGAAACCAAUAAUGAGUAAACGCUGUACACCGAUAUAAGCAAUCUAUACCAUAAGUGUAUAUAGUAUUUUGUGUAUGUGGUGAAUCUGCAUCUGAAAUCCGAUACUGCAACAUUAUUUCUCAAAACCGUAAACCUGAUGCACUGAGAGGGAGGUGCACAUGACAUUGAAUUGAUGUUACUGCACAGAUCUACAUUAAAAAUUGACUGAGGUUAAGAUGUUAAUGAAACACCAUCCACCUUGUGGUAUCAGACUCUUGAUGUUCUUCACUUAUCAAAGACAAGGAAACAUUUAUUCAGGGUGCCACUUAAGUAGUAUGAUGAUGGAGCUGCCUGUCUUAAUACCCCGGUGUACAAUACCCGAUAGACAUAUAAUCUGCUGGAGGAUUCAGUUUAAAAUCAAAGAGCUGUGGUCAUAGACAUUGAUCACCCCAAGCCACUGACUGGCAGGUACUCUUGAUGCUCUGGAAGUAAUGGGGUAAUAUAUGCCUUGCAUAUAGCAGCCCCGCCCUCCUGAACACAAGAGAUGGACCUAUCAUAUGAACCUGGCAUGAUAAUAAACCAUUAUAAUAAAGCAUUCCAAUGGACUUUCAAGAUUACCAUGAAUUCCUGUUUUACUAUUUAAAAAAAAUCACUGCUGCACCAUUCUAUGCAGUAGGACUCCCAAUUUCUUCCCAUUGUGCUCUAACUGUACUAAGAUAUACCAUGGUUUAUAUACAAGUGCACUGUAACCAGUGUAGCAGAGUGAAUAUACUUGUAGUUUGACCGUGUAUUCCUUCUGCAGGAUACAGCACCUUAAUGAAACAUGGUUGUAUUUAAUGUAUGAACUACCUUUUGUUAUUUUUGUAACAAACGUUUUACUUAAAUUAAGUUGGUAUUUAUUAUAACGUGGCAAUACACCAACAUCAUUUGAUAUCAGUCUUUAUUUGUUGCUUGUUGUUCA
This is a messenger RNA of Acipenser ruthenus (sterlet), 3205 nucleotides long. RefSeq names its product slit homolog 1 protein-like. The coding region runs from base 1176 to 2258 and encodes 360 amino acids. Lineage: Eukaryota; Metazoa; Chordata; Actinopteri; Acipenseriformes; Acipenseridae. Gene Ontology annotation, cellular component: plasma membrane. Gene Ontology annotation, molecular function: protein binding. The transcript is spliced from 3 exons. The record is from RefSeq and is a predicted model, not a curated record.